This is a messenger RNA of Onthophagus taurus, 1652 nucleotides long. RefSeq lists its product as uncharacterized. The record is from RefSeq and is a predicted model, not a curated record. Lineage: Eukaryota; Metazoa; Arthropoda; Insecta; Coleoptera; Scarabaeidae.
AGAAAUAAAACUAGAAACUUCCGAAUUAUACCGCGAGUCUGUUAAUCGACUUUAACAUUGUGCGAUAAGGCCAGUUAAAAAGGUAAUUGAAUCGAGGACUUAUUCUCGACGUGGUAGCGAGGAGUUCCUUUGAGCAAUCGGCCGACCGACAGUAUAAUGGGGUCACACAUAUCAAAGAAAUCCACCACCUCUCAAAAAUUAAAAAUGUCAAAUGUAGAAAAUUGGUUAAAUGCAAUAAUCAAAGAAAAAGAGAAUAAACCUCACAUUGCUAACAUAAGCCAGCCUCCAACUUCAUCAUUAUCGGAAAUAAUAGAAUCAUCGGAAAAGUUUCCGAUAAAUUUCCCAAUUGAUACAAUACGAUGCAAGGUAUUACAGAAAACUGUUAAUGAAGAAAAUCUCAAUACAUAUAUAAAUUCGGCUUAUCCACUAAUUCAUGAAGCAACGCUUUAUUUAUAUCAAGCAUUUUUAAAUCAUAAGCGUCAAUAUGGAAACGAUAUCGAAAAGGAGCUUUAUUUAAAUAUGAACGUGGUGGAUUUGGUAGAAAGGUUUUUAAAAAAACGGGCGGUGUAUUUUGUUGGGCAACAAGAUAAAUGGAUGUUGAUUAAUAAAUCGCGAGGUUUUGGCAAUUUUGAAUCAGUUGGGACAACAAAUGAAAUUGGAGAAUUGGUUUUAGCUAAUUGCUUGAGUUAUGAUGAAAUAAAAUUAUCUGCUUUAAUGUCUAUUUCUUCCUAUACUUAUUUUAUCAACGAUGGUAAUCGAAUGAACGAUGGUAUUCCCUCGGAAGAUAAAAGUAACAUCGAAGAAAAUGGGGUUAUUAUUGGAUUAAUAGGACCUAGAUUAGAAAAAGAAAAUGUUAUGGAGUAUCAAGAUGUUGUUAUGGAUAUUAGACAAAACGUUGAAUCUAACGGUUAUGGAAAUAAUGGAGAAACAAGUACUGUAGGAUUUUUUUCAAAUUUUUAUAAGAAAGAAAAUCAAACGUACGAUGAGUUUUUAUCAAAUCAUGACCACGACGAUUUCAUCAAUAUAGAAAACGAUCAAUUUUUUGAUAAACUCACUUAUUCAAAGCGAUUGACUCUUAGCUUCGAUACACUCUUACUAGAAGCUAAUUCACGAGCUGAAAAACAGGAAAAAUCAUCCUACAUUCAUCUUGUUGGAAUAGGUUUAGGAGUUUGGGCUCAUACAGAAGAACAAACUCAAAUCUUCAUGGAUACAUUUAUCGAUAGAAUAAUGUUUCUUGGACAAUAUCUGAAAUCUGUUUCAGAUAUACAUUUUGCAUAUUUCCGUGGUAAAAGUGCUGGUGGAUACAAAAAUGGAGAUAAAAUAUCCAUUGAAAAUCAUCCAAAUGAAGGAAUCAAAAUAUUAAUUUCUAAAAGAGAACCACAUCAAAAAAUGAUUGACGAAAAUUUAGGAAAGUUACUUGUUGUGUCGUACGCUUGGGAUGGAAAUGCUUUCCCUGGAAAUGAAUUUUGGUAUGGAAGUCUUCAUGGAAGUGGAGAUCCAGCUGCUGCUGCUUCUACGCAAAUAGCCGAAAUUCAUAAUCCGUAUAUUAAUAAAGUUGUUUGUGGAGAAAAUUUACAUGUAGCUACUAAAAAUGGGAUGAAAAGAAUUGAUGAAUAUGUUAAAGAAAAAUUAUAAAAAUAUUUUAAUGAAUA